GUUUUUCCGAACUUGUACCUGUGUGCAUUUGACAGUAGGGCCGCCUCUGUCACUGCGAGCGACAGCAGAACAGUCAGUGCAUGCACAGAGCGUGGAGGUGCGCUCCCGCGUGAAUGUGUUUUUCAGUGAAAAAUCCGGAACAGUAGUGGAGUGGACACUUUUUUUUUUUUGCUUGUUACAUCCCUCGUCACCGUUUGCUUGUGGUUGGAGAUUCUUCUUGUGUGACUCAUCGGGGAAGGAAAAGCAAAACGAAUGCGCGAGUGAGUGAUAAAGCAAGCGCUGGGUCAAGAGGGCACUGCUCGUCGCCUUAAUCUCCGCCGUCCUUGACGGACAAAGGAAAACCAUCACACGGUCGGGAAGGAAAAGUCCGGACCCAUCGUGGUAGGCGAGCGGAUGCACCUCUUGGAAAAGUUAGCAGCGAACGGCAGAACGGUGAAAACGCCUGGUAGUGGUGUUGGUACUAGUUUGGUAGUGAUGCCAUCCCUGCUCGGUGUGUGAUGUGAAUUCAUACACCCAAGCAGCGUGUUAGCGAGUGCAGUGGCAAUAGUUAGGUGACAAACACUUGUUUGUGCGUUCAACCAAUACACAGCCCGUGCCUCGGCCGGUUCCUUCCGCCCGCGCGGAGAUAGCGCGGUGACACCGUGUUCCGUCGUCUUAUUCGGCGCCCACCACCGGCUGUGGAUGAUGAUAACAGUGUAGUAAAGCGUGAAAUACGACCCGAUCGGGGAGAGCGGAAAAAAGCGCAACCGUGUACGUCGCAUUUUAAUGGCUGUACGUUUCCGAUGCGUAAAAUACGGCGGAGAAAAUUGAACAACAUGUAGCAGUGCGGGUGGUGUAAAUUCGAAAAUAGAAACUACACUACGCUCCAAGCACGUGUGCUAGACGGAAUCUAUACAACUAUUGUAACCCGAUCGACCUACGCGUGGAGUACUACUACGGUACAAAAAGAGGAAAAAAAUGGUGUUCGAAAGCAUCGUCGCCGACGUGCUGAACCGAUUCGUCGGUGAAUACGUCGAAAACUUGGACAAGAAGCAGCUGAAAAUUGGCAUCUGGGGAGGUGAUGUCGUGCUCAACAAUCUCAUACUGAAGCAGAGUGCUCUGAAAGAGCUCGACCUGCCCGUGACAACCCUUUACGGCCAUCUGGGGAAGCUGGUGCUAAAAAUCCCGUGGAAAAAUCUGUACAGCGCACCGGUGGAAGCGAUCGUAGAUAAGCUGUACGUGCUGGCCGUGCCCAACACCGACGUGCGGUACAGCGAGGAAAAGGAGCAGCGCAAUGCGUUCGAGGCGAAGCUGGCCGAGCUGGCACGCAUCGAGCAGGCGAAGAAGAAUGAGGAGGACAAGGACAAGGUGACGGCGGUGGCGGAUAAAUCGUUCGCGGAAAAGCUGACCACCCAGAUCGUGAACAAUGUGCAGAUCCGGAUAUCGGACAUACACAUCCGGUACGAGGAUACGACCACCACCGGGCAACCGUUCGCGUUCGGCGUGACGCUGAGCAAUCUGUCCGUGCACACCACGGACGAGAACUGGGUGCAGACGCUGGUAUCGGAAUCGGUGACGAAAAUCUUCAAAGUGGCCCAGCUGGAGAUGCUUUCGGUGUACAUGAACUGCAACACGCAGCUGUUCCAGUACUCCGAUCCCUCCGAGUAUCGGACACUGUUUGAAGAAUCGAUCGCGUCGAAAACGCGUCAACCCGUCGACUAUCACUACAUCUUCGGGCCGAUCACGUCCGGCGCGUGCCUUGAGAUGACGCCCAACCCGGAGCUGGGCGAAACGCCGUUCUCCUCGCCCAAGAUCAAGCUGCGGCUGUGCAUGGAAACGCUGGCUAUCGGCAUAACUCGUGUACAGUUCCAAAAUACCAUGCAGCUGGUCGAGGCGUUCGGACGGAUGAUGCGUGCCAUGCCGUACCGGAAGUAUCGACCGUACGGGUUCGGGUACAAGGGCAACUACAAGGAAUGGUGGCACUUUGCGUACACCUGCAUCCUGGAGACGGAGGUGCGCCGCCGUAGGCAGAACUGGUCGUGGGAUCACAUGAGGCGCCACCGGCAAAAUCUGCACAAAUACGAGGAAGCGUAUCGGCAGCUGCUGACGGCGAAAAAGGUUACGCCGGAGAUCACGAGCCGCUGCGAGGAGUACGAGAAAAUACUAGACCUUCCCAAUAUCGUCGUCAUCCGGCAGAAGGUGGCGCUGGAAGUGGAAAAGGAAGGCAAACGGCAGGCGGAGGAGAAGAAGGCGGCCGGAUGGUUUAGUUCGUGGUGGGGCGGAGGGGCCAAAAAGGAAGAAGAUUCGACCGGGGGCGAUAUCAAGAAACAGUUUGAAGCAGCUAUGACACCUGCCGAAAAGGCGAAACUGUUCCAGGCCAUCGGGUAUCAGGAAAAUGACGCACCGACCGAGCUGCCGGAGCAUUACAUUGCGCAGAUAUUAGAGUUCGAGCUAAACUCGCUAGAAGUUUCGAUCAAAUCGGAACUGUCGGACAAGGAAACCGUGCUGGAUCGUGUAAUGCUGCUGGAAUUAAAGAACGUUGUCUGUGGCGUUCAGCAGCGCCCGUCGGCGGCCGCUAUGAAAGCAUCGCUCGGUAUGCAGGAGCUUACCAUUUCCGGGCUCCGGCAGGGCGACAUACUGCCCAUCAUGGUGAAAUCCCAACUCGAAGGAUCCAAGACGCUGCUGGACGUAACGUUCGAAACGAACCCGGAGGACAAGCUGUGCGACCAGCGGGUCAUCGUCACGUCCAGACCGUUGCAUAUCGUGUAUGACGCGGAGACUAUAAUUCGGCUAGCGAAAGUUUUCCAAACGCCCCGGACGGCAACCAUAUCUCAGCUAACUGACGCGGCGGCAGAAAAGUUGGUCAACAUCAAGGAACGGUCGGCCACCGGGUUACAGUACGCGAUUGCCAAACAUCCGCGCCUGGAGCUGAACAUCGACAUUAUGCCCAGCUACAUCAUCGUCCCGCACGGAGGCAUAUUUGCCUGCCGUGAGUCGGUGCUGGUGCUCAGCUUGGGUAAGCUGCUCGUCCACACCGAACCAAGGCCCAUCCACCAAAGAGACGUGCAAACGAUGCACGGGGAAGGCAUUGGGCAGGAAGAGAUACUGUCGGAAAUCAUUCGCCAAAGCUACGACAAGUUUGUGCUGGAAGUGCGGGACGUGCAGGCGAUCGUGGCCACCAUCGACGAGGAUUGGCAGGGUACGCUGCGGGUGAAUACGGUCACCGAAAUGCAUCUGCUCGAGCCGACCUCGUUCCGCAUAUCGGCCCAUCUGUGCGUGAUCGACGACGAUCCGCGGCUGCCAAAGUGCAAAAUAUUUGGCGUGCUGCCGUCGGUGAACGUUUGCGUGACGGAGCAGCGCGUGCUGGAGGUGCUGUCGAUCGUGAGCAGCAUCCCACUGCCGGAGGCCGACGAGCAGCUGCAGCCAGCACCGAUUGCCAAGGAUUCGAACGUGUUUAGUUCCAGCUUAUCGUUGCUCAAGUAUCUGGAUGAAAAGCAGGUGAAGCUGCCAAAAAUUCACCGUUCGCCCGAGGCACUAAAUCCGGCCGAUGCGGUCGAUGGGGAUGUGGUGCAGUUUACCGAUAUGGAGAUAAAAUUCGAGCUGCACGAAUGUUCGCUAACCAUUUACAAAAUGAACGGCGGUGGAACGGGCAGCAGCUCGUCGGACGUGUUUGCUACACCGACGGAAGAAUUUUCCCAAUCUCCCGUGGAGCACGAUUUUCAGCCGCAGAAAAGUGUGGCCUUCAGCAUGCCGUACCCGUCCGUCGGUACGAAUCAGCGUAAAAUUAUUGCCUUCAAGGUGAAGCAGCUCGAGAUGACGAUGGUGCAAAGAACGUACGAUCUGAAGGUGGCCCUGAAGCUGGGCGCCGUCACGCUGGACCAGUUCCGCUGGCGCAACGAGCAGGAGCGUGUGCUGAACGUCAUUCAAACGCCCAAGUACGACAACAACGAUGACUAUCUGUUUACCGUCAACUACAACAAUUGCAAGAAAAACAGUCCCGAGUUUGCGACGAAGUACGAAUCGGUAGAGCAGGAGGUGGCGAUCGAUUUCUCCACCCUGCUGUUGCUGCUGCACGAGGACGCACUCAACGAGUUGAUCCAGCUGGCGAACGAUUUUCAGGUCCGGAUGGAAGCGGUGGCGAAGAAGCAGGAAUCGGAUUCAACCGUUGGCCAACAGCCUAAAGAUCACUUUGCUACGAUACACGAGGAGGAAAGUGCUGCCACGGCUUUGCUGAAUGCGGCCCGCGAACGGUUGCCAACGAUACUGGAGGAUGACGGUAUUGUUGCUAGCAGUUCCAACAAAGUUUCUCGUAAACGUCAAUCGAUUGUAGACAGCAUCAAGGUGAGAGUGGUGGCCAAGCUGGAGGAUGUUACGGUGGAGUUGCAAAACGACAAGCGGUCCCUGGCGGUGCUGGAAGUAAAAAAUCUCACCAGCAGCGUGAUUAUGAAAACCUCGUACACGGAAAUCAAGUUACGGCUCGAGGAUAUAGUGCUGACCGACACCAAUCCAGCCACCAUACACAGCAAAAUACUGUCCAUCGUGGGCGAUGAUGCGCUGCAGGUGCAGGUGCUGCUGUUCGAUCUGGACGCCACCUCGGACUACAACUCCGACAACAUGCGCAUCGAGGUGGUGAUGGGCUGUGCGCGUAUCGUGUUCCUGAACUGGUUCGUCACGUCCGUGCUGGCGUUCCUGGACAACUUUCAGGCGGCCCAGCAACGCAUUAAGGACGCGAGUGCGGCGGCGGCCGAAGCUGCCAAGAACAAUGUUGUCGAAGCGUACACGCAGGCAACGCGCAUGAAGCUCAACAUAAAGGUGAAAGCGCCCAUCAUCAUCAUACCGGUCGAUUCGCGGAGCUUGAAAGCGGUCGCGAUGGAUUUCGGCCAUCUGAGCAUUACGAACAACUUCCGCGACAUACCGACGGAGAACCAGCACGGGCCGGCCGUUAUCGACGAGAUGAGGAUCGAGCUGAAGGACAUGAAGCUGGCGAAGGUGGAAGUUUCCCAGGUGGAAGCCGGUGCGGAAUCUUUCUCGCGGUACGGCGCGGAAGAUGUGAGCUAUGGGCUCGUGCCGGACCAGGGCGCGGUCCUUAGCCCGACCAGCUUCACGCUGAUCAUGAAGCGAAACCUUUCGUCCGGGUGGUACCGCGAUCAUCCGGAUAUGGACAUUUCGGGACGGCUGAAGGCCGUUGAGCUAAACUUCAUAGCCACCGAUUACAGUGUGAUAAUGCAGAUCCUGUCGAAGAACAUGACCGAGGGCCAGGACGAGUUUAAAAAGCCAGUCAAAAUGGAAAAAUCACCCACCAGUCCACAAGUAGUGUGCUACAAUAACGCUGUUACUACAACCGCUGAAGUAAAUCUGUCGCCUGAUGCAAAAUCAAACUGGUCGGUGGUGGCGAAGAAGGCAACGGCGAAACCGUUCGGCGUGGAUGUGACCCAAUUGAAAGCGUCCGAAAACAAACCAUCAAACGGCAAGCAACCGGAAACGGCCAAAGUUGACACGUUUCUUAAAUUCAGCUUCCAAGUGGACAGCAUCAACAUAAAACUUUUCACCGCUCCCGGCGAAGGGCUGGCCGGGUUCGAGGUGUUUUACCUGUCGCUCCAAGGAAGGAAGCUCACGGACGGUAGCUUAAACACGGCAAUAGUGCUGUGCGACAUCAGGCUUGACGAUAUUCGGCCCAAUCGCGAGAAUAUGCUCACCCGGCUAAUGGAGCGUCGAGCACAGGAAUCGUCUUCGUUGGACCUAUCCAGCGUGAGAGAGUGCGAAGAGGAAUCCGAAUCGUCGCUCGUCUCUCCGCUGCGGUCGAUGAUCAACAUCACCUUCAACAUGAAGGAGAGUGAUAUGUUUGCGGACGUGAAGGUGUCCAGCUUUAAUUUGAUUCUGUCGGUCGAUUUUCUGCUAAAGCUGCAACAAUUCCUGCAGCCGGAAGAGCUGACCGAGCAGAAGGCACUGCAGGCGGCGGAAGUUGAGCAAACGGAGCGUAUGCGGCGUGCGAGUACUUCGGCCGGAGCUGCUAGCCAGCAGCAGGAAGCCGGACAAAUGACGGUUAUUCUGAAGAUUGAGCAACCGGACAUUAUUUUGGUGGAAAAGAUGGAUGACAUCAAUUGCUAUGCGCUGAUACUGAACAACGAGAUUGCACUGAACGUACGGUUGAUAGGCGAGCGGCAAAUCAUCAAGGGCGAGCUGAAGGACCUCUGUCUGUACUAUGCCGAAUUUAACCCGGCACGCCGGAACUCUACCAAACAUUACGUGGUCCGUCCGUGUUCCAUCAGCCUGAACGGGUCGACGCCCGAAGGGCUCGGGUUGCAUCUGAGCAUCAACUCGACGGAAAUUGAGCUUUCCGUAUCGCCGGCGGUGAUUGAGCUGAUGAACAAUGCGCUGCAAACGCUAACUGCCAAGGAGCUGUCGAAAUUGGACGAAUCGGCCACGGCUGACGACUAUUGCGAUUUGUGGCACGUGAAAGAGUUCGAUCCGGACCAGUAUUGGUUCAUCCAGCCGGAGAUGGCCGAAGACGCGCUCAGCCUGGAGUCGAUGCGAACGGUCGAGAUCAAGGAAGAGAAGUGUAUGAUCGACAUCCCCUGUAUCUCGCUGAUUGUGGAAACCGGGCUCGGCACCAACACGAUUCCGAUGCUGUACAUCAAGACCAGCCUGGAAGGAUCGGUGGCGAACUGGAGCUCGGACAUGAAAAUCAGCAGCUCGCUGCGGUUAAGCAUGUCGUACUACAACCAGGCGCUCGCCCUGUGGGAGUAUGUCAUCGAGCCGAACGUGAUCGAACAACCGAACGGACAGAUCACGCAUAUGCCGUGGGAGUUGACGUUCGAUUUGGAGGUGGACCAUCACGAGGAUCGAUCGCGCGAGCCGACCACGCGAAUGCAUAUCGCUUCGCGGGACAGCUUGGAAAUGACGGUCACCAAAACCUGUCUGGAUGUGGUGCAAAACCUUGGCAAAGCGUUUUCCGAGGCGAUCAAACGGGACGGAAUCAUCAAGUCGGAAAUACAAGCACCGUACGUGGUGCGCAACGAUACCGGUCAGGAUGUGAAGGUGAACUUGGCGGCCAGUGAUUUCCACAUUCAUCGAUCCCAUCUCAGCUCGUCGCACGUGGACGAGCUGAUCGCGUACGAGCACUCGGCAGACGAAGAGCAGUCGGUAAGCAGCUGCAUCAUAAUGCCCAACGGGCGGUUACAGUUGCAACCGAGGCAGCACAGCUUCGAACGAAGCACCAUCCUGACCGUGCUGGACGACAAGGACACUAGCAAGCGUAUGUUCGUGAAGGUGAUCGUGGGCGAUACGGACAAGGAGCUGACGCUUCCGGUGUACAAAUCCGACAAGCGGUACUUCCCGCUGUUCCGCAGCACGGGCCAGGAAGCGUGGGGAAUCAUUUCGGAGGUGAAGAUCGAGCACGGUUGUACGGUGCUGGUGCUUCGCAGCAUCGUGCAGGUGUACAACCACUUUACCGUCCCGAUAGACGUGUUUCAGUUUAUCGAUCAUGAAAAGUAUCUUAUCGGGGAGGUGCGUGCGGGCGGAUAUCUGAACGUGCCACUCUACUACCUGUACAACGAUUCUAAGGAGUUGCACUUCUCGAUGAAAGGCUACCACUCGUCGGCGCAAGGCAUCAGUUGGAAGGAGUCGCCCAACAGCUUCGAGCUAAUGAAGGCACUCCAGUGCGAUCCUAUCAAAACGUUCGAACCGUUCUAUAUCAAUGCUGUUCGGCAACGGCAAGACGUAUUUUACAUGAUAUCAUCUAACCAUACGAUGUUGAGUGCUUGCUACGAAAUUCAUUUGCGACCACCGUUCAUGCUACGCAAUGCGUUGCCUAUCGGGCUUACCAUUUCCGUUGCUGGAUGUUCCGUGCGGCGCGAACUGGACACUGGGCUGGUAACCAGUAACGAAAGUCUGUCCAAUGCUUCGACGGUGGCCGGUGAAGAUUAUUUGGAUUAUGGAGAAAAGUUGCUUCGUCCGGGGGAGUUACUUCAUCUGCCGACGGUGAAAACUUCUGCCCGCUCAACAACGGAAACCUCGUACAUUGUGGCGCGGCUUGUCGGCUAUCUGGACAAAGAUUGGUCCUGCACAACGGAUAUACCUGCUCAGCCGCCCGAAUUUGGCGUGUGGACCUUCAAUGCGUAUGACUCGGUGGAGGUGAUGUCGUUGCAACUAGGAGUCAAGUAUGAGAACCGUGCCGAUGGUUUAACGCUGAUCGUGUACUGCCCAUUCUGGAUGUUGAAUAAAACCGGACUGAUGCUGAGCUAUCGGCUUCCCUCGAAGUAUAUGUGUCCGCUGCUUCGGAAAUUAUUAAACAGUUGUGUGUCCAAGGAUGAAGCAAACGACGAGAAUACCAACAUUCUGUACCAUCCGCCGGAGUACGAGGGACCGAUACUGUUCUCCUUCCGCGAGAAGGUAUUCUUCGGCAAAAAGAAGGCAGCGAUCCGCGUCGACACGGGCGAAUGGAGCGAUAAGUUCUCGCUGGAUGUGGCCGGCUCGAGCGGCGUGGUACUGUGCCAGGCCAACAACAUGACGUACCAGAUCGGGGUGAACAACACGCUGACGCACAACUCGCUCACGAAGCAGAUCGUCUUCAUGCCGUACUUUGUGCUGAUCAACCGGGCCAACUUUGACGUGGAGGUGCAGGAGCAUCUGCGCCCGGGCGAUCCGUGGACGAAGGUGGGCGUGAACGAGUGCGUACCGCUGUGGCCCAAAACCGAGGACAACCGUAUGCUGAAGGUGAAGAGCUGCGAGCUGCCGGAAGUGACGGCACCGUUCAAGUACACGGAGGUGCAGUGUACGCUGCUGCAGCUGCGCAACCGGUUCGGAGGCAUCAACGUGGAUGUGCACGUUACCGAGGGUGCAAUUUACAUCACCUUCACCGGGUACUAUCCGGGCGACGCACCGGCCUUGCUGAUGAACCAUACGUGCGAACCGUUCGCGUUCAAGGAGAAAGGUGACGUGAACGGGAAAGUGCUGAUGCCCUCGCAAAGGGUGCUCCACACGUGGAUCGAUCCGGCCGGCGAACGGAAGAUCGUGUGGGAGAGUGGCUCGAAACCGCAGCCGAUCGAAAACGAUCUGCGGCGCGAUGGCAUCAGCGAGUUUAAGUCACCGACGGACAGCGUCAUCUACUGGGUAUCGUUUUUGAACGGCACCCAGCGCGUGCUACUGAUCACGGACAACUGUAACAUCGCGUACGGCGUUCACAGCGCUAGCCGGCUCGAUCAGGUGACGCAGGAAGUGAGGCUGGAGGUACACGGCAUCGGGCUGUCGCUGGUGAACAAUGCGAAACCGACCGACCUGAUGUACAUCGGCAUUGCCAGCUCGGGCGUCAUAUGGGAGGAAUGCAAACGGUCCGGCCGGUUCCGGCAGAUGAAGAUCCAGGAAACGCUGCACAUGGAAGCCCAGUACCAGCAGUAUCUGCGCGACCUGGAGGUGGGCACGGUGGCAAGCAAGCGCUAUUUCUUAGACAGCGAUAUGCGCCAGCAGAUCGACUUCGCGAGCAUGAUGGUACGCAAGUCGACCGAACGUGCGAUCAAGCGCACGUUCUAUCCCGGGCUGUGGGUGGAGAUCAAAUCGUCCAGCCAUCAGCUACAGUUCCACGCCAAGGUGAACCGCAUCCAGAUCGACAAUCAGCUGGUGGAUUGCAUAUUCCCCGUCGUGCUGGCGCCGGUGCCACCGCCGAAGAGUGUGGCGGCGACGACCGAAUUUAAGCCGUUCGUCGAGAUGAGCAUGGUGCAGCGCAUUAUUCCCCACUCGAACAUUAAGCAGUUCAAGUACCUCUGCGUGCUGAUACAAGAGUUUCACGUGAAGGUGGAUCUGCUGUUUAUCAACGAAAUCAGUGAGAUGAUCAGCACCGAGAUCACGGAAACGGAAGCGAAACGCCUGUUUGCCGAGGAUCUGAAGCUUCAAACGCAACCACUGCACGCCCACGUCGCCAUCCAGUCGCAGCAGGAGGUGAAGAACUUCUACGACAAUCUGCACCUGGGGCCGCUGAAAAUUCACGUCAGCUUCUCGAUGGCGGGCUCCGAGUCGAAGGCACUGCCAGGCAUCCUGUCGACGAUUCUGCAGGGCGUCGGUGUAACGCUGACCGACAUCAACGAUGUCGUGUUCCGGCUAGCGUUCUUCGAGCGUGAAUAUCAGUUCCUGACGCAGCGCCAGCUCGUGUCCGAGUGCGUUGCGCAUUACAGUGGGCAGGCGGUCAAGCAGCUGUACGUGCUGGUGCUCGGGCUGGACGUGAUCGGCAAUCCGUACGGGUUGGUGGUCGGGUUUACGAAGGGCGUCGAAGAUCUGUUCUACGAACCGUUCCAGGGCGCGAUACAGGGCCCGGGCGAGUUUGCCGAGGGUCUGGUGCUCGGUGUCAAGUCCCUGUUCGGGCACACGGUUGGCGGAGCGGCUGGAGCCGUUUCAAAAAUAACCGGUGCGAUGGGCAAGGGUUUGGCCGCCCUGACGUUCGAUGACGAUUUCCAGAAGAAACGGCGCGACGCGAUGAACAAAAAGCCGGCCAGUCUGCAGGAAGGCAUCGCACGCAGCGGCAAGGGGCUGGUGAUGGGUGUGUUUGACGGUGUGACGGGCGUGUUUACCAAACCGAUCAGUGGCGCCAAGGAGGAGGGCGUGGAAGGAUUCUUCAAGGGUCUGGGCAAAGGGGCGGUCGGGCUGGUGGCCCGUCCGAUUGCCGGAGUGACCGAUUUCGCUAGCGGUAGCUUCGAUGCCGUCAAGCGUGCGACCGAGCUGUCCGACGAGGCUAUCCGGCUGCGUCCUCCCCGUUACCUCCACAAGGAUGGUAUCGUGCGGCCGUACAAUCGCAAGGAAGCGGAAGGAUCGAAACUGUUGAGGGAAAUUGAUAAGGGCAAGUUUGGCGCCACGGACGCAUACGCUUAUUACGAAGUGAUCAUUGACAAUAAGGACGUCGUCGUGUUGACGGACAGUCGCAUUAUCUACGCUACUAAGAGUGAAAUGUUUGGUGGUUGGCAGUCCGAGUGGACCCACAAAUGGACCGAAAUCUUGAGCAUCUCCACGCUGAACGAUGGUGUUGAGCUGCUGCUGCACAACCGGGACGGUAAGAAGACGCUGAAGAAAAUGUUCGGCUCAUCGGGGCCAAGCAAAAAGAUUCUCCUCAUAUCGGUGGCCGGCAAACGGGCUCGGCUCGUGGAAGAAAUGCAGCAACUGUUGGCAAAGGUCCAGCAGCAGCAUAAUUAGACGACAGAAACAGAAUCGUUUCUUUGCUUUAUUACGAACGCAAAACAGCCUUAACCCAUGGACCUGCUGCCAGUGCGUAACUUAAUUCCGUUAGAGGUAUGUCGUUGCAACUGUGUUUGUUAAGUGGUUUUUUCUUUCCCACUGCAUCGAUCAUUCUACAAAAACCAACUAGCGUUAACAUUUGUGUAAUCGAAACCGAAAGCAAGCAAAAUCAAUCGAAAGUACAAACAUAUUUACUUCUUUCUACGUGUACGCUUUUUAAAAGUCUAUUAGUAUAGUAUUGUGUUGCCGCCAAGCGCCUGCAUGUGCUGCGGUGCUGCAGUACAAUCGAUCAAUUAUUGUUACGUGUCUUUGUACGUACUUUCAAAGCUAUAUUUCGUUACUCUAUUUUCUAUUCGGCCUUUUUCAUGCAUAACGAGGAAACAAUAUAUCGGGAACCAAGAAUUAUAAUAUACAAAAACCACUCUUUGUGAAUAAAUAGAUGAGCUGUGGAAGCGAGGGAGGGAGUGAGAGAGUGAUAUAUACAUCAUACAUUUAUGAAUGUGAAUAGAAUGUGAUCGUC
Molecule: messenger RNA, 11716 nt
Organism: Anopheles stephensi (Asian malaria mosquito)
Lineage: Eukaryota; Metazoa; Arthropoda; Insecta; Diptera; Culicidae
Gene: Vps13
Product: vacuolar protein sorting-associated protein 13
Exons: 22
Coding region: 958-11154 (3398 amino acids)
Biological process (GO): protein retention in Golgi apparatus; protein targeting to vacuole
Cellular component (GO): extrinsic component of membrane
Source: RefSeq, a predicted model, not a curated record